This is a messenger RNA of Ylistrum balloti, 1323 nucleotides long. Its product is annotated as carbohydrate sulfotransferase 15-like. The transcript has 8 exons. Gene Ontology annotation, biological process: hexose biosynthetic process. Gene Ontology annotation, molecular function: N-acetylgalactosamine 4-sulfate 6-O-sulfotransferase activity. The coding region runs from base 1 to 1323 and encodes 440 amino acids. The record is from RefSeq and is a predicted model, not a curated record. Lineage: Eukaryota; Metazoa; Mollusca; Bivalvia; Pectinida; Pectinidae.
AUGAGACGCGUUGUGAACAGCGUGGCGGCAUGUGGGAUCGUCUGUUGUUUCGUUAUGUACCUAUAUACAUAUAACGUAUACAAGGGCAUUGCAAGGCCAUUACUACAGAACUCCCGACCGAUCUUUAGCCAAAGAAUAGUUCCUGAUUCAUCAAUGGAAGAAACAGGCUACCAUAAGUACGGCUGUUCCAGUAAGAUUAGGCACAAUAAAAUCGACGAUAUAUUGUGUAUGACACCUCCAAAAUUUCUUGAAAACUACCAAAAUCCCUGUUGGAAUGAACGAAAUAGUAGUAAUGGUGAAACAUCUCUCAAAUGUUUGCCUUAUUUCCACAUUAUUGGGGCCGCAAAGUCUGGAACAACGGAUCUAUUUGCAAGGGUCACCAUGCAUCCAAGUAUUGUUGACGUCCAUGGCUUCCUGAAUAAAGAAACAAUCUACUGGAGUUGGGGCCGUUAUGGCAAAUGUGAAACAUUUGCACAGUAUUGCCAAAAGUUCCGAACGUUUGACCAAUUUGUGUCCCUUUUUAAAAGUGACAACAUUUCACUCGUUAGAAACGCUAGAAAAGUCCAAAUACCACGAUCCUCCAAUGACAGGUUUAAGUACUACUCGAAAGAUACUGAUACAAUGACUGACGAAUCAUAUCAUCAUACGAUUACAGGCCAUGCUGAUCCAAUGGAUCUCUGGGGCAUGUAUUACUGGAAAUAUAUUCCUCAGAAUGACGCAACCUUGUCAGAGCCGGUAUACACCACACCACAUCUCAUUCAUCACAUAAAUCCUGGCCUUAAGUUAAUCGUCAUUUUAAGAGAACCUGCCGAAAGGACGUACAGCCAUUACUUGUUCCGCCGUCUAGGCAACAGUGCAAGAGAGUUCCAUCAUCAUGCCGUUGGCAAUUUUACAUUCCUUCUGAAUUGCGUGAACAGCGUAGGCAGUAUGAGAGCUUGCUUAUUCAAUGAAUCACUCCUGGAACAUUUUAAAAGUUUUCCAAUCCAUGGUAGUUUUUAUUCUGUGCUAUUGAAGGAAUGGUUUUCUGUGUUUCCGAGGGAACAGUUUCUAAUUAUACGUACCGAAGAUUAUUCAAGCAAUAUGGCAUUCUAUCUUCGUAAGAUAUUUAACUUUCUACAAGUUGACGAACUCAAAGACAAAGAUUUAAAGAAAAUUUCCAAGGCACCUGUAAGAAGAAAAACCAAACACAAGAAAGAGGUAGGAAAAAUGCUACCAGAGACAAAACUCUUCCUCCACAAAAUAUUCCAAAGGUAUACAGAAGAAUUAGCCGGCAUGCUUCAUGACAAACGCUUUUUAUGGGAAGAGAAUAGCAAUAUUUUGUGA